AUGGAGUGUGGUGAAAAUGUGGAAGGUGGUCGUACUUCGCCGUCUGGCAACUUAAGUUCUCCGCGAGAACGUUCGAAUAGUGAUCCAGGUCGACCAGAAAGAACAAUUGUAAUGAAUGGAGGCAAUACUGUGCCCACAAGAAGGGCGCCAACCUUUUUAAAUGCUGCGGAAGUUGAUAGUUCUAACGUUCAUGGUGCCCGCUCAAGCCCGGCUACACCUCCUCCAGAACGACGCAACAAACUAGCUUUUAGUAUCAGCAGAUUAUUUCGUCCGUGGAAAUGGCGAAAGAGAAAGAAAAGCCAGAAGUUUAUUUCAACCUCGCAAAGUAAGAGAUAGUCAUUUCAGUUCCUUCUUUGUUUGUUGAUUCUCACGGAUGACAGAAAUUGAUUAAGUGUAAUUCACUGCUCGCUGAUGAAAAUUUAGAAAACGUUAAUUUCGUCUUCAUGGGAAUAAGCUUAAGCUUAUAAUAACUCAAGCCUUCAACAGGACUUGAUCCAAUUCAUAUUGGAUUGCUUGCUUGCUUAUAAAAGAUACAAAGGCGUUGUUAAUUAUUAAGGUUAAGUGUCCAAGGAAGCGGGCUUGUCUUCGUUUCCUUACAUCUCCUCUCUUUUUUUGCAUUUACGUGGGUAACGUACAAAUAUUUAUGUUUGACAUACAUUGCCACGCUCGUCAGCAGAGUACCUCAGACGAAGAAAAUGUUUUAGAAUUUUCGUGUAUUAAAUUCCGGGUAAAGCGCAAAGGCGCGUAAUAUUUAUGAGAACGAAUUCACAAAUUGAAAGUGUCCAUUUGGUACGAUGAACGCUGAAGCUGAGCAGUGAAAGAAAUUUUCCCUCGAACUCCUGUUGUGCACGGUUUCGAAGUAAUCUUACCCUGGACGGUUUGCAUCCUGGGGUGUUAAAUUUUGAAAUAUCAGCCGCAAAAGAUUUAUUCUUGUAUGAUAAUUUCAAAUUCAUCAGGAAAAUCACACAUUUAUUUUAUCGAAGUUAAAUAUCUGAGAACAAGUUUGUAUGAAUCCUGUUUCGAUAGGUGAUUGAUUACCAGCAAUAAUAUGAAAUUUUAAGAAGUCGUAGCCUUUUCGAUCGUAGAUUCCAACUGCUUGGUUCUGGUUGUGUUUGUACUCAUGCCUAUGGAUUAAUUAAUCACGCAGAAUCAAAGCGUCUUGAAUACUUGUUGUUUUGAAAGAAUCUUGAUAUAGUUAGAGGUCAAUGAUAUAUCUGUUAGGUCGCCACUACACGAUACUAAGACUGCUAAUUCUUUUUAAUCCCAGUUGUCUUGUUCUAGAUUAUUGAAAGUUUGAUUCGAAACAUUUUCUCAGUUGUCUUGGUCUUUAUGCUAUUUAUUUCUGCCAAGAAAUAUUUUGACAUUAUUUGUUGUUGCAUUGUCCAUUUUUCUGGUGGAGCUCUCUGUCUCCAAGCAACUACUUUAAAGAACUAUUUUGAUGUGUGCAAAUCAUGAUCUAUUGGAUUGAGCUUAACAGAUAGCUAAUCAUUUGGAUAGAUCUCUUCUAGAGAUGUACUAGAGAUGUCAACUAUUACCUUGUCUGGAGCUUUAUUGGAUUUUUAAAUGAAAUCAUUCAAAAAUAACAGGAUUAUAUUGAAACUUAGUCCUCAUGGGAUUAUGUGAUUUGUAUGUCAUAUUUUCAUUAUUGUGAGCAAAAGACAUUUCUUUCUUGAAGUAACAGUGCUAUGAAAAAACAGAUGAAUGCACGCCACCAAAAUUUUUGAUAAAUAAUAAGGUUAGAGACAGCAAGCAAAAGGAGGACUGAAGUUUAUUUCACUUUAUCUGAACUAUCCUUUUACAGUAUUCCAAUAAAGAACCUUGCUUGUUCAAAGAAAUUUUGUGGUAAAUCAGUAUCAACAUAUUUCUCUCAUUCCACCUGUUGCCAGAAUUUUUUCUUUUGGCAGGAGAUUUUUGGAUAUUGCAUACAAUAAUGCUCAAAUUAGUUUUCAGCUUCAAACACUGGUACCUCCUUUAGGCUAAAAAUGUUAAUUAUGUGCCCCCUUUGAAAAAAAACAACCAAUCCUGUCAUUGUCUAGGGAGGGUGUAAAUUGCAGGUUACAGGUUGUAAGUUGCGUAGUCGCAACUUACAGAAUGCUUUAGGAACACUUUAUGGGUACUUUUUUGAGAACAAAUGUAAAGUCAUUGUUGUAUGUAGUAAAAAGUUUGUGUUAUGCGUAAGCUGCACAAAUUGAGUUUGAGCCACAAAAUUGCUUUUUUUCUCUUGCUUUUGAUAUUGGUUAGUCUGUAUGUCAUGUUUCCCUGUUUAUUGUUACAGGUUUUGUUCUUUUAAACCAAGACAAUGUGACCUCCCCUUCUUUGAACUUGGAAAACUGAAUAUCCCUGGUUGCUUAUUAUGUAGACAUUAUUGACUGAAGCUAAGUAGGAUGUGAAGAAUUCUGCAGAGUGAGGUGGAUAACACUCUCUGAGAUCUGCAGAAUUCUACAUAUCCUACAAAUGCAGAAUUCAAUAAUUACUUUAUUGUUCAUUCAAAAUAGUUCAAGUUUCAAAACAAGCUAAAACAUUCUUACCUCUGUCGAUCUAUGUUAAGUUCAUACUGAUAGUGCAUCUUUGUCGGGAAGUUUAGGAGAUAAAGGGCUCUUAAGGUCUGCAAAUAUACUCCAAAUAGCAGAUGUCGUUCAUGGCUUUGUCUUCUUGCUGUUGUUGCUAUGGUCUUAGACAAUAGUUUGCCUUAAAACGAGUAAAAAGUUUCACUAUUACUCACUUUGAAAACAACUCACUUGUCCCCAGGUCUUCUCGGUUAAUGGUUCAGUAAUCUGCAACUUUGCUGCUCUUUUGAGAUCACCGGUUCAAUAUGACAAAAUUCUUCCAGAUUUAGUCAACAGUAACUGGUUAUGAUGAAUUAUGUGUGUGAUUUUAGCCAAAUAGAAAUGAAAAAAUAUUUGGAAUGAAUAAUAAUGUAUAAUAUUUCUGGCUAACAUUGUUAUAAAGUUCAGCCUAAGCAAAAAUGGAUUUGGAUGUUUGAACAUAUUAAUUUUUUGAGUUAUUUUUCCUGUCAUUGUUCAGACGAACUCGACCUAAAUGACAACAACCACAGUUUUAUUCAAAAGAUGAGUAAUAAAAUUAUUCGAAAGCUUUUCACCCACUUGUCGUAUAAGCCAUAGUCAAGGUGCACUUAAGAGGAAAAGUUUCAAAUUUACUAGACUGAAAUCAUGUACAAACAAUCAUUUCUUGGUUUUGCUGUGUAAAGAUUAGACCUGUCUACCAAUUUCUUUUUGAGUAUUAAGAAUUAGCAUUGUUGUUGUUUUUUGAUUAAGUUUUCGUCCCACUGCUGUUAAUUAUUUUUUUAUCCCUCUUGUUUCUUUACAGAUCUGGAGAGAAAACUGUCUAUGCGUACAAACAAAGAGGAGUUGAUUAGAAAAGGAAUUCUUCCUGUGACAAGUGAAGGUAAUAUUCUUUAAGAUGAUUAAGACUCGUGGGAGAAGUUCUAAAAUUUUCGAUAAUUUAGUUAUUAAUGUUUAAACCCAUCAACAACAGAUGGCUUCGGGCUGAAGGUGAAACUGAAAGGAACUGCAAUUGAGCCUGCAAGGUGACCAUGACAACCCUGUUAGCAACACCCACUAGACACCAUCACACUAAGAAAUGUUGAAUGUAUUGACUCUAUUUAAGUGGACACCUUCGGGACCUUCCGAAGUGUCUGCUUAAUAGAGGUUUGUAAAAACUGGACAAUGUUUGUCAAUGAUUAGCAUUCAACAGUUACGCUGUACUCUGAUAAAGUUCCAUGUUGUUAAGGAACCUAAGAAAGCUGUGCUGUACUUUGCGCAAGACGUUUACAGUGCAGGCCAGAAUUAAGCGAACAACGCAGAGACAUAAACGUGUCAGCUUGGACGCAUCAACGCAUCUGCGCUGAUGCGCACAUAUUUGCCUGACGUGUUCAUCUGACUUAAAGUCAGAUGAACACGUCAGGCAGGAAGAUUUGUCUUUUGUUAUGCACUAUAACAGCUUUGCUUCAUGUGGCGUUGUUAUGAUAAACAAAUUCUCAGGUUUGAGGUAGCUCAAUAAUCCCUUGUUUAAUUAAGUGCACAAAGGACAUACAUCGAAAUAAAUUCCGUGAUGUGGUUUCCGCUUUAUAUUAUGCAUUAACACACCAGAGGAACACCAGCUGUUUUUAGAAACUUGAAAAUAAGAGCCUACAUUUUAUUAAACAGCGACGAAAUUCGUGUUAAAGAAAUGGACGUAUGAGAAUAUCAAUUUAUUAUUGCUCGCUUAAUGCUGGCAAGUAAAUAAGAACUACUAACCCGAUGACGAAUGAAUGUCUUCGUUGCAUGAUACAGAAUACUGGUUGAAUACUCUUUUUUAAGUUUUUGCUUCCCGUGUGUACAUGACAAAAUGAAAAUCAGAGCGCUAGCCUGCAUUUAACAAUGACAAAAAUUGAUAUGGAAUAAAUUUGCAUACAUGUACGCACAAGAGAGUAUGCAUUUCACGCUAAAAUAAACAAGUGGAAAUAUUUAUAUAGCUAGCUAACCAAUUAAUGAAUCGAUAUCAGAAAUCCCUUUUGCUUCAUGUAAAAGUGUAGUUUAAGGUUUGCUCACCCUCAUAUUUUGGAUCCUUCUUUCCUUGUGUAACCCGGAAAACAAAAAUACAAGGUAAUUGUAAGCUUUGCUGAAAUGUAAACAAACGGCCGUAAAGAAUGUUCAGCCUGCGAUGCUCGAGAUCUUAACAUAAACUUGCUGACGUAGAGACAAUGUAUAUGGUUUCAUUUCUCACUAAAGUCGGUCUAGACUGCGAGCAGUCUCUUAUUUUUCUUUGCAAAGUUACUGCAGGCAAAACCUAAGCGCGCGAGCGGUGAAGCCGCUUGCCACGAGAAACGAAGGCGUAAGCCCGAGAAGAAAAAAUAAGAGACUGCUGACUCCUUUGUUCUGUCUGGGGACAACGAAGCUGUCAAGGUAAUUUGAUCAAUCAAUAAUUAAACCCGAGUAACUUGAAACGAUUCAUAAAUAGAACAUAAUCAACUGAAAAUAUUACACUUUCUUUAAAUCCGGUAAGAUUGCCUCGAAUUCGUUUCCCUUGAGGAAAUUUACAGCAGUUUCCUUCUGUAAGAUAUCCUUAAAAGUUUUAUUACUGAGAUUACUGCUUGGUUCGCUAUUGUUUGCAGUUGUUUGUGACGCAUGACUAUUUUUAUUGCUUGCAAUCUCACCACAGACCAGUCAAUGAUCUGUCAACAGUUGUGCAGUUGACCAAUCAGCAACUGCGGUUACUCCGUUUCUGGGCUGAUGGAGGGUUUGUUUACUACAAAAGAGUCAGCAGUCCGUCUUUCCUAGUCUCGUCUAUAUAGAUCAGGAACUAGAUGGAUUUUAAGAGAAAAGGCGGACUGCAAGCAGUCUUAAGUCGGUCAGGAUCUAAAAUUUGUGUUAGAACUUUUUAUCAUAGGCUCGAUGUGUAAUUUUUAAAUCAAAAGGUCUCUCUUUUAUCUUCCCAGUGAAAGAGUAAUCUCUCACUGCACUGUCAACCCAGGCUGUAGAGCACGUGCGAUUAUCACGUGUCACUGCUAGUGUGUUCUAAAUCAACAUUAUUUUGAUAGUGGUAGUGCUGGAAGUUUAAUAUUUUGGAGCUUCUCAAAAAUUUUUUGAGAAUUUACGUGAAAACCUGAAAUAUAGUAAACACGCAUCUUCAGUUGAAGUUUCAUUGAUGUCUCUAAAAACACUGACAGCAACAACAAGAAAGGAAAAAUUUUUGUCUUUAAGUGUGCGCCGCCAAGAUUCGGAUAAAUAAUGUCCAUUGCUUGUCAUUGUGGCGUUGCAAAUGAAAAUUUUUGCUCGGUUUUCUACAAGGACAAGCUAAAUUUAAUAUCCCUUGUUUUAGAUCAAUUUUCAAGCACUCACCGCGUCGGCCAGACGACAAGCCCUAGUAAUGCGGUGCGGAGGACUAUAAUAUUUGUAACAUCUCCAGAUCUGUUGGGUCUUGAAAGUUCGUAUUCAAACGUGCCAGCAAUCCUUUUUAGUUUUAAAGACUUCAUUUCAUGACAAAAGCUUCAUCGAUGCACAUAGCAAUCUACUAACUAUAGUCUCAACGUCAACAAGGAAGAUCUUGUCUUUGGCUUUUGAUAUCGAUUGUGAUUUCUCUGAUGUGGACUGCAGUCCCGCUAAAAGAAGAAAAGAAAAUGUCACACAUUCCGUUUCUUUUGAGAGCUGGAAAUUUUAACUCAAAUUUAUGACCAUCUACUCCACAUUCAAAUAGCUAAAUGGGAAGAUUCUUGUGUUACGGGUGUUUUCUUUGGCGUCUCUUGUGUUUGUUGUCAGUGAGUUCACGAUUUGCGAAGUGAUUAUUAUGUAUGAUAAGUAAAGAAUUAAAUGCAAAAUUGUCUUAUCUCCAGUGUAAUUAAAGUGUAACGUAUUUGUAGUUUAAACAUAUGUACAUUAUUUUGCUAGAAUACUUCGGAGAUAUGUUUCAAUGGGAAUCCGUUGUAAGUUCCGUGUCGCAUGUUGCAUGUAAAAUAUUUUUAGCGUGUGCCGAUCCGGGAGUUUCUUGCUUGUCGGUGAAACAUUUACACCUGUAAACAAAGAGAUAGCUCAUACAUACUAAUGAGUCUAAAUGUGCACUAAAUGCAUUUCAGAGCAGACGUGUCGGUGUGUCAGCCUGAUGCAUGUUCGCAUCUGGUCUGACACAUGGACUCGUUUUUCCAGAAGUGUAUUAUGCAUAUAUUUUGGUUUGCUUAAUUCUGGCCUGCAUUCUAGGUGAACUUUGAUUGCGGAUGACAAUCAUAUGACCCGAUAGUGGUCUAAUCUACAGUUUAUUGACAGCUAAAUGUAUUGAUUUAUCUUUAUUAAUGGACUACAGUACGUAUUUCAAGGACAUAAUCCAAUACUGCUAUUGUCAAUUCAGUCCGGUGUCCUCUUAAUAGAGGUUUUUAAAAAUAGAAGUUAGCCAAUUGUCCGCUUAAUAGAGGUGUCUUCUGAAUAGGAGCUCAUUUUAAAGGGAAAUAUAAGAUGUUUAUUUCUGGACCAGGCUUAGUGUCCGCUUACUAGAGGGUGUCAGCUUUAUUGGGGCUCCGCUUAAUAGAGGUUUCACUGUACUUACUAAAAAAUAUCCAGAGGAAAGGGUGGGGGGUUGUGGGCAAAAACAGCGAAAGCUACAUUUACUGCAGACAAAAGCUGGGGGAGUAAAAUGAUUGACUACAGCAAAAGAACUGGAAGAUUUCUAAAUCCCUGCUAAAGUCUAUGACCACCCCACGUACGCCAACAUUAAUAAGUUGACUGGUCACAACACCUAACAUUGCCCAUGCUGAAAUAUCAGACCCACUGCAUCUUUAACUAAGUGACUUUUCAUAUCUUUAGAUUGUGACUGUCCAAAUGGGUAACCAUAUCACAGGUCAAAUUUUUAUAACAGGUCAAUUUUGAUUUAACCUACUUCUAGCCCUAGUAGACAAAAGAAAAUUGUGACUUACCCUGGUACAAAAAAUUAAUCUGAUCAAAUCAAAUGCGACAUAUACAAUGUAACAACUCUUAUGUCUGCUAUUUGUUCAUCAGUGUUUGUGUUUGAUAACUGGAUGCCUUUAAAUACUGGACCAGAGCUAGAACCAAAAAUCAAGUUGUACUUCAGUUGGAAUUGUUGAUACAGUGACCUGCUUAGUGAGGGGAGAAAAAAUUGGUCUCUAAGAAAACGUUUUUGACCAGUUUAAACUGACCUUUCUAGGGAAAACAACCCUUGACUUUCAUUACAGAUUUUUUUUCCUUUUCCUGAGCAUUUAAAAGGCUUCAUUUUGGUGGAAAAUUGUUUGAGAAAACUUCUAGGAUUUUAGGAAUAGUUUGAAGGAAGUGGUAAAGUGAGACAAGAUUUUUGAGUCAUUCUUACUUGCUUUUUUGUGUUUGCUUUCUCUGGCAUUUUCGACUGAAUUUGCUCAUUUGCUUAUGAUUGAAAUAUCCCAUCACCCUGCACUAAUUAAAUUUAAGUGUUGUCUGUGACCGUUAAAACUGAUGAUGUCACAUAUGGUACAAGGGAUUUCGGAAUACACAAAGGCUGUUACAGGUUUCAAAAGCUUAAACCUAGAAAAUAAACAAAAAGAAACUGUUAGAUUAUUAUGAAUUCCUUCCAUUUAGAUUUGUUAUCCAAUGAAUGCUUUAAAUGUUUUAUGUAUUAUUGUAUGUCAGUGAAGGUUACUUUACUUACAGAUGUCUACAAGGCUAAUUUAUUGCUGCUCAAUGAACAUUUUCAAUAGCUCAUUGCAGCUGCAGUUAAUAACAAUGUUUUAUGCAGGCAUGUCACUACACUUAGGUUUAUAAAUUCAUAGAAGGGGAUUUGAACAGCAACAAAGUGUUUCUCAGACUGGUUCUGUUUUCGUUUUGUUUUGUAUCAAUGUAUCAGGGGCAAUUUGUGUCUUUAAUAGCUAGGGGAAAUCCAUGGUUCCCAGUCCUCAGCCCUUAGCCCUGUUCUUUUUUUAGGCAGAGUGAUAAUAAACCAUUUUACAGUUUUGGGCAAACUUAGUAACCUAGCCUCUAAGCGAACAUGAGGCUAAGAUUGGCCUUGUUUUAAUACAAACCUCCUUUCAUUUGUUAUGGAAAUUUUGCCAAAAAAUUUCCGUUAAAAGGAGAACAUUAUGUUUUGCAUAUUAAAGGAGAGAGGGUCAUUGAUGUCAAUAAAAUGGUCAACUCUAGCGUCAUCGUCAGCUGUCACUGUAAAAUGGCUUAUUAACACACUAUGACAAAUGCAUUCUUUUUUUUUUUCAGAAAAGGAAAAUGAGAAUAGUGAAGCAGUGGAUGGUCAGUGUAAUGGUCCUUCUACUGCAAAUAAGAUUUCUCCUGAGAAUGAUGCUUCGCAGCAGCCGCCUCUAACACAGCGAGGAAAUGUGUUCACAAGCAGUGAAGUGAAGAAAGAUCUGCCAGUGAAACAGCUGGACAAAAUGAGUAUGAUGGAUCAAUUAGCACAGGAGCUUGGUAAGAAACAAAAGCUUUAUCAGCUCAAACAGCUUGUCAGAAGCUGCUGCAUUGUUUCAACAAUUUUUAUUGUUUGAGAGUUUCAGUCGACUAAGAGUUGAGACACAAAGCACAUUCAUCUGAGUUUUUAAUGAUCAGAAGCUUUAGUCUUUAUACAAGUAGAUAUGUGGAACUGUUAUCUUUUGUUUUCUUUGAUCAAUACUUGAGAAGGCAUAGAUGUAGAUGCCAUAAACCUUGAUUUACUGGUUUACUGUGGUUUUCUUGAACUAAAACUGAAACAACAGAAACAAAAUGGAUUGUACCUUAACAAACUAACUUGAUGUAAAUUGAUAAACAUUGUGUGUGUAUUGGGAAAAGUACUUGUAACAAAUUCAGACAAGGCUGUGCUCUAGCAAAGCCUCACUAUUGUUCGUGGGUGACUAAAAAAUCUUACAUGAAUAAAAUAGAAAUCAUAUGCUGGGCACCCUGAAUUUUGCAGGUUCAGGAAACUAAGGUUCCUUCAAUUUUUCUUAGAGCACAGUCUUAUCAGACCUUGUGGACAAUAGAGUGCAUUCUUGAUAUCAAGUCUCUAAUUUUGUAUCUUGAUGUUUAGCUCGACGGAAUACAGGAGAGAGUUCAACAAUUGAAAAAACCAUCCUCAAGACACAGAAUAAUAGACACUGUACCACCAACACCCAACAUCCCAGGUAGACUAUCAUGAGUUCCAUUAUUGAAUAGUUGACUUUCUUUUUUGUACUUCUUUUUAGGCUGCCAAUUGAGCAAUCAAAUGACACCAUUCUAGGUUGAGGGCUGGUGCACAAUAUACCAAGUGAAUAACAAGAGUUAAUCACAAAGAAAUCACAAUGAUCUCAAGCCCUUACUCAAUAACAUAAUAAACUUCACACAACAGAACCUCCCAGUUAUUGUGACGGGAAGGGGGAGGGUUGUGGGUGGAGGUGGGUGCAUAUUCCAGACUGGGCACUUGUUUUUCCUGAGGGGAGGGGGUGUCUGUACACAGGCUAAUAUAAAAUCCCCAUCUGAAUGUUCAAAAUAAGUUACCGGUAAGUAAGCACACAGAGAGUAAUCUCAAAGGCACGUCAGGUUAUACUUUUCUCUAAGCUGGUUGCAUGGGUAUCUGGAGAAGAGAUACUUUUCAUUACAAAGCUGCUCUCAAGGACAGAUUUGCUGAUUAUUUUAUCUCCAUCAUGAUCCUUUGUUCGUUUAUGGCGCAUUUGAAUAUAUUUAUAUAGAUAUUUGCACCUUAUAAGUUUUUGAAAUUAAUUAAUUAUGAUCCUUCAGAUUUGUGGUAGUUCAAAGUGUUGGCAAGGAUGGUAACAGACAUGAAGGCCAAGAGAAAGAAACCAGAUGGCCUGGGAGUGUAACACAUGAUAGUAGCAGCUAUUCCAGCUCUGAUGAAGAAGAGGAAACACAUGGUGUUGUUACAGGUAAUAUCGCUUUAAUAUGACUUGUACAGCGUGCAAAGAAAGUAGUCAUGUGUCUGAUAACCUGGGGCUAGAUGAUUUUGCUAUCGGGCUAGCUAGUGAUAAAUGAAGUUUUUGGGGGGAAUUCAAAUCACAGAAGAACUGUAACCAAUGCUCAUCAAAAUUUUUUUUCCAGGCUAGUUGAAAUGACUUUUGGGCUAGUACGUGCUAGCUACAACUUGCUCAAAUGGCAAGCUUCAAAACUGACUUUCUUUACACCCUGCUUGUACCUGGCUGCACCUGACCUUUUGUUUCUCUGCUAAGUAAUCAACAGUAUAGGCCAGUUCAAAAUAUACUCUGUAAUACUCUUCAAUGCAAGGCUUAACCUGAUGAGCAAAUAAGACACUGCAACAAUCAGGCUUAGAUGAAGCACUACCCAAAAUGAUGUUGAAAAUAUGACAGUAACAUUCUGUCAUUUCCUGCAGUGGCCUAUUGAUGUACUAUAUAAUAUGAAUUUAGAAGGUCAUUGCUAUGGUAAAAUUAAGUGAAUUCAUUAUGCAAAUUAAAAAUCAGUCUUCUAGAUAAAUUUGAUUUCGCAUAUGACAUUUCAAAUUUUGAACAGAGAGCUUGUUUAGAAUAAAUCUUAUUAUUAUUAUACCUUUUUUAUUGGUAUGUAACUUAAGAUGACUGGAAAAAAUAAGUUAGAUCAUCAUGUCACUGAAGACGAAAAGGCAGGGCUUCAAAUAAUGGCCAGUCAAUGGACAAUGUCCAGUCAGAAUUGGGUAUUGAAUGGACGAAUCCUUGGAUUGCAGUACAUGUUGUCCAAUUAUUUACUCGUUCAAAGAAAUUUUAAUUCUUUACUACUUGAUAAGAAAGAGGGACAACAUUUAUGUUUCCGAAACAAAAAUAAAAUGAUACUAGACAAAUUAACGGUUAAGAAAUUCCCAGUAGUCACAAAUUUCCACGAUGUCUUCUCAAACUCAUUAAUUAUUCAUGUAAUGAUGACCCAAUCAGCUUGCAUCAAUUGAGUCAGGUGCAUGUAUUUUGAUACUUAAUGAACAUACCAAUCAAGACACAUUUGAUUAGUUCACUUCUCCCAGAUUGUUGCUUCUUCUUGCUUGCUCACAAACUCCUUCUCCUCCUCUUGCACUUAAUGUGAAGCCCUUCCCGAACGCCAUUCUUCAUCUCGGCAUCUAAGCAACAUCGGAACAAGACAAACCUUUGAAAAACAACACACCAAAUUCAAUUCCCAAAACAGUGCAUUUUAAAAUUCUGAACAAUGCGGUCUAAAAGUUGUCAAUUACCUUUUGUCACUAGCGUCCAGAGGAUUCAAAGCUUCGGAUCCAUUUUUCUCCUCCAAAUAAUGCUUGAGCACACAAAUGAUACCAUAAACAGUCUUGGGAGGGUAUCUUCCACCGAACUUUUUAGCUACCUCCAUCACGAAUUUUGACAACCAACAGUUCAGCAACGGAGCAUCCAUUCCGGCAAUAUUUGCGCUCAGAGUGGUAACUUUGUGUAAAUCGUAGUCCUUGAAGAGACCACCACAAUCUAAUACCUGCCCGUCCAUUAUUUAAGUUCUGCUUAAAGGGGGUCAGUUCAAAAUAAAAUUUUGUUUAGCAGACAAAUUUACAACGAGAGAUAAUUUACUGAAGUAAAGGCCUGUAAUUUCAUUCUGUCAAUUCCGAAUUUUUCCUCCUUGUUUAAGUGCUUGUGGUGACUUUAUAUUCAGGUUUAGUCUGUUGAAAAGUUAAUUUUGUCUGGUGGAGUAAUUUUUGCAGGAGUGUAUACAAUAGAAUAUCAAUUUCUUUAAGUGUCAUGUUUUUUAAAAUUCCAAAUAAUUAAAAAACUGGGAUUCCUCUGUUUGUGAAAUUUCUAUUCUGUUUUGUCGCUGACUUUGUUCAUAUGAAAACUUGAUUUAAAAAAAUAUAUCAAGAAAUUCACUCAAAUAAAUUGCUCUUUAUCCAUGUUGUUUUCCAGGUCUAGCCUCCAAGCUGAAGAGGAAAGAUAGUUUAGCUCUAAAGCUUAAAAGCCGACCAAGUCAAAGUGAACUUGAAGCCAGAAACAUACUUCCAAGUAAGUCAUGUUAUGAAGCUUUUCAGCUGCUGAUAGGUUUGUUUGAAAGUGGAUCAUAACAAUAAUUUUAUUUUUUUUUUCUUUACCAAUGAGACAUGUUAACAAACGUGUUUAGAGAUGAACUCCUACUUUUACCAAUUUAUUGUUUUGAUUUAAAGUGUUUGUUUUAAAGACUGAGUUUCUUUGCUUUUCAUCAUAAUAAGAGUAAUCAAGUGCUUUGAUUUCGAUUCACCAUAAUGUGAUUUGUAGUGGCAGUUUCUCUGUUACACUCAUCAUGUCUAAAACUUUAAAUAUUUUCUUUUUGGAAAGCUCUUUGAAGGUUUCCUGUGCGUAAGAUAUUUUCAUUACAUUUACGUUCAUGCUGUUAAAAUCCUCUGACCUGAAACAUCGUACAUUUUGCUUAGGGGAGGUUUGUGCUUAUACACUGUAUAAAACACAGCUUAAAUUUUGGAAGAAUUUCUGUUUGACUGGAGGUCGCUUAAUUUUAUUGUUGUACUGGUACAAAGGUGUUAAGAAAUAAAUCACAGAUGAAUUCCAGAAAUCUGCAGUCAUGUAAUGAUUGAUGUUGAUAAUGGUUAAGUAAUUGUGUCUAUGAAUCCUGUAGGGUUUCUUUUGUAUUAAAUUCCUUUAAUCUGAUAGGCUUAAAGUAUUGAUUAAAAGUAAGCAGCAAGUUUAUUUCUUUUUUUUGGUACAAAUUUUAAUUAACAUUCAGUUGAUUUUACAGCAUUUGAUAAGUGAUCUGAUAAGUUCAGAAAGAUUUUCAAAACCCUCUGUAUAAGUUGGGAGGUAUGAUCUGAAAGAUAUUUUCUUUCUGCAUAAAAUAGUAGCUUUUUAAACAUAUGACAGUGGUUCAAAAACACCUGUCUUAAUGCUGAUAGUUUCAAUUAACCAUCUCUCCAAUUAGAAACAAACAGCUAUUCUUUAUUGCACCUGGUGUCUUGAACAAACUAAAAAAUAAUGUCAUAUUGCAUGAAUUAUCUGUCUGAUAUCAGACACGGUUUCUACAUUUAUGUCAAAUUUUAUCCAAUAUGAUAGCCUAAUGACCUGUCUUCAAUUCUGGAGUAUGUUGUUUAUUCAACAAGUUGUCUCUUUAGUUGGGCAAUCUCAGGCAGUGAUUCUGGAUUUAAGUAAGUGUGUGACAGACUCUUUCAGAUAACCAGCUUUUUCCAAUGUUAGCAGUCUAGUACAGUAUAUAUAUACUUUUAAGACAGAUUGCGGCAAGGUUUUAUUAAUCAUUAAGGUUAAGUGUGACAAUCUUAAAUCGAGUUCCUCUUGAUGACCAAUCUUUCUGUAUAUAAGACAUAUUCAGCAAAUUUUGACAACUCUGUUGGUUUAAUAAUCAUGAUAGGUUUCUGAUCUCAGUCUUAAGUUUUUUCCAUUUAGUAUUUUAACCUCAAGAUAUUUGGAUUAAUUAGUGGUUUUGUGGUCAUCUUACUUGCCUGUCAACAUGGUUAAGAACUUACACGAAUGCAGGUGACCCAUAACCUUAUUUGCAGAUGGAUCCCGCUGGUGCUAAUGUGUUAUUCCCUACAGUUUCAGUAGUGUUAUAAGCUUUUGUUGGUUCCAGGUUAAAAUGAUUUUACCUGGGUUGAUUCUCAUAUUUCUGUGUCUCCUACCGCUAAGAGACAAAGGAAACUGAGAAUCAACCUGGGUUAAAUCAGAAUUAACCUGAAAUAGAAUUUGUCCUUUGACAUAUAUUUACCAUAAAGGCAAACUUAGAACAGUAUUAAAACAGUUUUUAAUAGUUUGUAUCAAGGAAUUUGGGUGCUUAAUUCAGUGGUGCUCAGAAAGAGGUGAAAAAUUGUUAAUUGGCAAUCUUAUGAAAAUGUCAUACAUAAUUUAAAAAAAGUUUGUGUUGGCAUAUGAAGGAAAUAAAGCUCCUCAUAGGUUUACUGGAAGAGCAAAUUACUGGUAAUCUUUCAACUGCCCAGCCUUAAUUUUCAGAAUAAUUUCACAAUACUCUAGGUUUUGGCAGAUAUGUAUUGUACAAUACUCUUGUUUAUUGCAUAUCCGUUAAAUACUGCUAGUCUUCAUUAGGCAAUGGUGUUGUUUUUCUCAGAGGGACUAAUAUAUAAAUUUAGCCAGGGUUAAAAGAUAAGAUCUUGUAAGUACACUUAUAGUUUGCUAAAGCCAAAAAUUAAGUCAUGUAAUGCUAAAUGGUGAUGGCAUCGAGAACGCCAAAUAAAUCAUUAGGUCUGAUCGGCAAACAAACAACUUUGCACGUGCAGCACACUUUUUUGUACAUUUUUUGAGGCCGUUUUGCACGACUGCGUUGUGAAACUUCCUAGUUACACGUUUUGUAGGAAAGAAGGUGUAUGUGUUCCUGUUCAUUUUUUUUUCAACUGACGUUCAUGCCAGUUUAAAACAUUUCUCAUUUUGUCAUUUCCCCAUAAAAUUGUCAUGUCUUCCUUCGAAUGAAAUUCAUCUCCUCUGAUUUUUUAUCUCUCACUGUGUUUUCAUUCUCAGCGAGCUUAGUUCUGACACAAUCAUCCAUACAUUUUGUUACCGAUGGUGCUCUGCUGCACACGCUUUGUGCUCGAGAGCUCUGCUUUAAUUAUUGGCACCAUGGUUGCUUGUGAUUGGUGCAUAAUGAGCCUCAAUUGUGGUUGGUUGGUUUUGUUGUAAAGCAUUGUAAAGGUUAAAGUGCACUGAGCAUGUUUGUUAUUUUAUUGUCCUGCUAAGUAAAUCAAUUAAAGAAGAGUAUUUUGGUGGGACAAACAUUAAUAAAACAAGCGGCUAUGAUGCACAAGCCAAAGUGGAUAAUAUCAUAUCAUUCUAAUAUGUAUGGAAUUUGCAAUUUUUCUUUUUGUUGUUAAGAAACAUGAGGCCUCUUACUUAACUAAGCACUUAACUUCCUAUUGGAACCACUAAGUUACAUUUUGUAUUUUAGGAGGUUAAUAGAUUUACAAUUACUUUUAUUUCAGCCAAAACGGAGGAAGAAAAGCUUGAAAGGAAGAAUGAAGUAGGAACUAAACUUAUAAGGUAGCCAAACACUUUCUAAUUAGACUGCUAUUAUUAAUAAAAUCACCUUUUCUUGUCCUAUUUAUAUUUUGAAACUGUUAUGUGAAGCACACAUCACUCUAAACUUCUUUUAGUGCUUUAGAAGUUACAUCAUAGUGUAGGCAGUAAAUUCUGAUUUUGAAUCAUUAUAUUAAAGAAGAAGGAGAUUUCAAACACCAGAAAGCUCAGAAAAAUUUUCCGAGCUCCAGGUGAGAAUCGAACUCACGACCCUCUGAGUUCUAGUUCGGACCCUCUAACCACUGAGCUACUGGAACUCUAAUGACGAGCAGGGUCAGAAUUUAAAUACAAGUACUCCAGACUUUUAGGAUUGCAUUGGGGACUUGCUAGUGGGCCAGUGUUAAUACUGACCUUUGGUUUGUUCAUAAUACCUAAGUUAAUUGCAAUUUCUAGGUCGUUGUCAUUUGCUAAGUUUUAGUCAGUCUCAUCAGUAAUCAAUGUUGGCCUUUCUUUUCUGUGGCUCUUAAGUAUUUUAAGAUACCUUUCUGUCACUGUUAAGACUUCCUCUUUUGUACUUUGUACUUUGUGCUUUGGAAACGAAAUUGGUUUUAGCUUUAGGUGUGUGCAUCUUAUAUGACUGGCUAUGUGAGCAACAAAAUGAAGCAGAUGCUGUUACUUAUUAGGCUGGACAUGCCUGUCAUGCCUGUAUUGUUCAUCCAAGAUAAUUUUCCCCAUAAGCCAUCCUAUGGAGGUCCAAACUCUGCCGACUGUCUCUUUUGGAGUAAUCUCCACUCACAUUACCCCCCUCCCCCCUGCCCCUGUAAAAAUAUAUCAACCAGGUCUGCAAAUUAUAACAGUGGUGUUACUCAGAACAUUAUACAAUGUCUAACAUGAAGUACAAACCAUAAUAUUCGCUUUUAUGACUUAAUAGUUUUUUCAGUGAUGAAAUUUGUGCAAAAACAUUGCAGCAGAAACCAUUUUGAGUUUUUUUGUUUUUGUUUUUUUGUUGCGAAAGGAAACAGACUAAAUUUGAAACUAAAUCAUGGAAAAUUUUCAAAGUCAUUAUUAUUCUAAGAUUUGGUCUUCUGUAAUUAUGGCAGGAAAUUUCUGCCAUAUCUGAGAGAGAUAACAUAUAUGUUAUUUAAUUGGAUAAUGGCUUUGUUCUUCUGUUCCAUUGUCAUGGUCUUCAACUUUGUGUUAGUCCUCAGCAACUUAAAGCGAAAACUUAACAAAAAUUGAACCAUCUUGACCUUGUACUUGCCAGUGAAUUUUCUGUGGCAUCUGUAAGCUGAGGCUUCUUUUUACUGUGUGUUGAUACAUGUGGCUAAAUUUAAUUUAGGUGAGGUUAAACAUGAGACAAUGCUGGUCAGCGGUCUCCCUUGCUAAUCAUUUGUGGCGCGGUCUAAGGGAUUUUUCAGGGCCCCAGUAUUUUACAGCACUCCUUUGGAGGUCAAGUCAUUUUGCAUACAUUGUCUUUGUCUGUGCUUGUGCCAAAGCCUUUUUGCUCCCAGCCCUUUCCUCCCUCUGCUUUGGUCUUGUUAAGUACCUGAAAACUUUCUAUUGAGGUUCUCAUUAUGAUGGUGGCUGGUGCUUGCCGCUCACAUGCUUGUCAUGGUUACCUUCACGCUUGCUUGCGGCUCCCUCAGUUUACUCAGGCACCUUCCCCACAUUAAGGGUGUCUUGAAAACAAAGACUUGUAAGACCCCCAACCGAAUGACUGAACUUUAUUGAUUAGGCUUAGCAAAGUGAGUGAAUCAGUUCCAUUUAGGUCAUUAUACUGGGUUUCCUAAUCCUAAUCUUAGGGUGUCUGAUGGGUUCUUAGGGGUCUUCGGAAAAUUAUAACAUAAUUUAUUGUAAAAUUGCUUAAGGCCUAUAUUUGGUGAGUUCUUACAUAACCAAUGAAUCGACUUGGGAACCAACCAUUAAUUCUUACUAAAAACAAAAAUGUGUUCUUAAUUUUUUCAGCAGACGUUUUUAAAAAUUUUAAGUGAAUGAAUUAAAUCAAAGAACAUACUCUCACAGCAGAAACUUCCUGUUACUUUAAAUUGUAAAUGUUUAUCUUUUUCAAAGUCCGUCGAAAUUUAUCAUAUACUUCUCUUAUGAGCAAGGGUAUAAUUUAAGUCAAAUUCCAGAAUAUUUCCUGACCACAAUGAAGCUUUUAUAGCAGGUAUUUAAUUCAUGUACCACCAAGAAGCACCUGCUGUGACAUUAUAAAUUCACUGAAGUACUCAAUACUUUGGAAUUAGUAUUACUUACUGUUCAUAUUUCUUGUAUCUUAAAAUGUGUAUUUUAUUUGUCAAUGUUAUUUGAUUGAUGCAUUUGGAGUUUUUCUUUGUGCUUUGUUGUACCACAGCUAACACAACCAAAAUCUGUAGUUCAUGACAUCCAUGCAGUUAAUUAAUAUUCCGUAUCUUGAUGGUUUUUAGUAUUUAGUGCCAGGUGUUGUUUUAAUUAAUUCAAUAAAUAAAUAUACCACCACAGUUUUCAGUGGUUAUAAUAAAAUCCAUGUAAAGAAGCUAACUAUGUAGAUGUAAUUCUUCCUAUUGGAGUGCCAUGGUUACUAAAACACUGUAAUGUGGCCAUUUUUGGGGACGUGAAGUUAGAGACUACCUUAUGCUGCUGCAUCAGCAUUGAGAAUGUCGCAUGUUCUGUUGAGGACAGUAUACUGCUUAGAAUGUGCUGUAGAAUAUACAUUCUACUUUCUUUACAACGGAGCAAAUGAGAACAGUAGUAUGCUUUGUGAUUUGGUCUGGAAUUUGGAAAUAGCACUAUAUUGUUUCAUUUCAAGGUGUAUUCAAUUUUUGUAAGUAACUAACUCUUAAUGGAUAAUUUUAAUGGGUAAUUUUGUGGAAAAAGUAGUAUUAAGCAAAAUUGUUUGAUAUGUCGCUAAAUUUACUCCUGUAACUUCCCAGAGUGCAUAAUUUUAAGUUUAGGUAUAAGUUAGUGCUGUAUCCUUGGUCAUAAGGUUAUAAUGAAUUAACAGUAAGUUGAUGAACCUAGGGAUACAGUGUUUUCUUUCUAAAGUUGAUAUGAAGCUACUUGCAAGACACAAGUUUCAUUUUCCAGAGGUCUGUCUGUUGUUUGAAAAUUUUAAUGCUAUUUUCUUUCUUUCAGCUGAUUUAAGCCAGUGCCUUAUUACUGUCUUGAUAUUAUAUUUUAAUGGAUUUCUGUCUCUGUGGGACAUUCCUUGAAUGCUUUGCUACUUGUGUGUGUUAAUGAUGAUACUGUCUGUCGUUACUAUAAGAUUUAUUGCAGCCAAAAAGAACUGUGAAAUUACAUACAUUUCAGGCAUCCUACUGAUGAACAGUUAGUCCAUUCAGAUAUUUGCAGGACCAUCAGCUAUUCACCUUUUUUCACCUUCAAAACUGAGAGGUGUAUUUGUUAAAAUGUGAUAGAAAGGUUAACACUGUUGUGGCAGACCUUCAUUAACUACCCAGCAGUUACUUUAUGUAAAGUUGUGGUUAUUAUUUUAAAAGGCCGAAAGGGAAACUUGUGACUUUGUUUUGAUGUAGUUACAUCAAACCCUAGAUGACUACAAUCAAAAUUCUUAUUAAUUUCAUGGUCUUAUUAUUAUUGUACUCUGAAAAAUUUUACCAAAGACACUGUUGCUGCAAUAUAGAGCAAUUUUCUGUUGACUUGGAGGACAUUAACAUUAAAUUCUCUUUGCUUUUCUAGGCGUCUCAGUACACGGCCCACAGCACAGGAACUGAGAGAGAGAAAUAUACUUAAAUGUAAGCACAUGUUUUCUUUUUUCAGCUGGCCUUUUUUCUUCUACAAGAUAAACAUUUUGGGUCAGUUAUUUGUAAAUGAAGUCUAACUUAGACAGCAGUUUUGGAAUUAUCUUUGGACCUUAAGAUCUCUUCCUUAGUGGGUCAUUUUAAGAAGACAAACACCAUUUGCUUUUGUGAAACUGUUCACAAUAAAAAAAUUAAUGGUGUUUACAUAAAAGCGUUUAGCAAACUGAAAACGUCUUAGAAUGGGGUUUUAUUAAACACUGGCUAAACUCUGUUUAAAUAACUGGCCCUUUGUUUUGUGAAAGUGACUUUGUUUAGUUUGGUAAGACAAGAUCACUUUUGACUUUUAUUUGGAAAUGAUUACCUAUUUUACGUAGUUUAAAAUGGAUAUGUGGUGGGUCUAAAAUACAGGUCACUUUUACACAGGUCAGGGUACAGGUCACCCUGAUACCAUAAAUGAACAGUAUUAAAUGUUUCUCCUAGCCCUAAUCUCUUAACAAAAUACUCUAUUAGAUUGAGGAGAAUCUGCAUCUGGGCUGUCACUAAGAUUUCAAGUUGCCUGGUAAAUACAACAAGUAGGCAGGGAAUCAAACAGCUAGGGAAUUCUUUUGGUUCUGCUUUCUUCCAUUUUCCUAUGAAAGUAGCGGGGGAAAAUGCAUGAUCUCCGAAAGUCAAUGACAGCCCUGCUGUGUGGUGUGGUUAUUUAUUGAUGGAGCAGUGACCCAGGGUUUGCAAAUUUUAUUGAAGAGUGGAGUCAGUGUGACUUCUGCUUCACAAAUUUUGGAGUCAUUUUGGAAUAUUUGGAGUCAAGUACCACAACGAAAAUAGCCAUUUUCAGACUUUCCAGCAUGCGGUCCUGGCAUGUAUACACUAUCGUGAGGGAUACACGAAAUAGCUGUGGCAGUCCGCUGACCUGGAAAGCUCAAAUCCAUGAUGGCGGUCAUCGAGUAAUCUUUGAUCGUAAUUUACCCUCUUCCUGUUUUGUCGUGCAGUAUAAUUCUUUAUUUUAGAUGAUUUAAUUAAGGUUUACAACGUUUACAAUUAACGUGAAUUGUAUUUGAUGUGAAAAAGGUAAGGACAAAACUGUGCUUGUUACCGCAAAUUUUGUGGAGUCGAAGUGGCUCCCUGUUUGUUACCGAAAAUUUCUCGAGUCGAAGUGACUCCCUCCGUAACCUCCGUGGAGUCAUCUGAACAAUUUUGGCGUAAAUACACCAAAUUUGGCGUAUUUGCGAACCCUGGUGACCUGUACUCUUGACCUGUGGAAUGUGACCUGCACUUUAAACCUGGCCUGUGUGGAGGUGUAGUGGCUGAGCGGUUAAUACUUAGAAAGUUCUCUGGAUCUGGAAGUUCAAGUCUUGCCCUCGCAAAUGUUUUCUUAGACAAGAAACUUUGUUGCACUUUGUCUCUCUUCACCCAGUUUUACAAAUGAGUACUGGCAAUUACCUGCUGGAGGUAACCCUGUUGUCCCAGCGUGUGACUGUUGUUCUCUCUUUAACAGGUGUUGUGCCUGUGACAAGUGUUGUUCCUAUGACAGGCUAUGUCUCUGUGAUGGGGUGUUGUUUUCCCUGUUAUAAGUGUUGUCACAGAUAACCCUGCAGGUGUUGCCCCUGUGAUGAAGCUUAGCAUCUCAUCCAGGGGGGAGUAGCAUUACUUCUAGUCACUUCAUACUGGGAAUUAGGGAUAUGCACUAGCUGUGUGCCGUGUGGGCCGUUUGGCUUGUAUGCCGUUACCUUAGUUUAGAAUUUACCAGAAAAUGAUAUUUUCAUUUAUUUCUAGUUUGAGGCUGACUAAUUUUUGUUUUACCAUUAAAUUUUUUGUAAGGCUUUGCAACUUAGUUUUUGAUGUCUGUUCCGUAAAGUAAAACCUGGGGACAGAGAUAGCACUGUAUAGUUAUGUUUGAAACAGAUCAACAAUAUAAAUUAUACAAACUGAAGAAUAAUAGAUAUUCCAAGGACAACAGUAAAAAUGUGACAUUAAUAGGGAUGUAUCUUAGGAAAAGCUAUGCAGGCUUAUUUAUUAGUUAGCUAUUGUAGCUUGUUACCUUACUUCACUCUCAAAAUUACCUGAGGUCUUUGUUCUCUAGUGCAAUUUGGGCAGGGUUGUAAGUUUUUUUUCAGCGCGAUGAAAUUGGCUGGUAGCGGCCUCACCUUCAUCCCUGCAUUAACUGGACCGGGAAGGUUUCAACAAUUCAUCCUUCACCAUCGAGCAUUGUAAAAUAUUUGUAAAUUGGUGUUGAAUUUUAAUCUGCAUGAGGACAACAAGCAUAAUAUGAUUUUUUCGCAUUGGGUCGUGCAGUAUUCUUUAAAUGAAAUGAAGGGACUUAAAAAAAUUGUCCAGUUUAUUUAUUUGACUUGCCAAGUAACAUCAGGCUUUUGUGUUGAAUUGUUAACUUAACCUUACCUUUCCUCUCCGUGCCUUGUGGCACAUGAGGCCUCUGUAAACUUAACCAACACAUUGCAUUUUUAACAGCAUCUUCAGAAGAAGAGGCACAAGAAGAAAAAGAAGAAAAGAAACGAGUUUUAACAAGAAAGGUGUGUGACACAUGUGUUGUUGAUGAAAGGCAUUAGCUGACAAAUAUCUAAACAUUCACCAUUUGGAAAGGAAUAUCUUGUAAAAUAUUUUUUGUUCUAGGUCCAGUAAUACUAAUUUUAAUGUUGUUUUCAUUAGCUGAGUAGACGACCGACUGUGCAAGAGUUGAGGGCGAAAAAGAUCCUAAAGUUCAAUGAUUAUGUUGAAUGUGUUGAUGUUCAUGACUAUGACAGAAGGUGAGGCCUUUGUUCCUGUUUACAUGUUCUUAAACUGUAAUUUGGAAGAUGGAUAAUUCUUGUACCAGAAGGCUCUAAAAAAAUUCUGAGCUCCAGGUGAGGAUCAAACUCAUUGUCAUUUUUUUACAGACCGUCACCAUUUUUUUUGUAUUUUUUUGUUGCUUUUUUUACGACUGUGGGUAGCCAGGCUCCUGCAUUAGGAAAUGAUACUCUUUUUGUGCGCACAAUUAAAUACUUGAGAGUGCUGUUCACACGUUCAUGUGGAAGUAAGAUGAUCUUCUUUAGAAAAGCAAUUUAUUCAAACAUAAUUUUUUUAAAUGGUAUAGUCCCUUUUUAACUGAUCUCUCUUCAUAGCUGAUGACAAAAGAGAAUGUAAGGGUCAUUGUGCAAAAAGAGAAGGAACUAUGAACUGGUCUCUUUCCCAUGGUUGUUAAUGACUGGAAAGAAAUCUACCAAAAUUUGUAGUGCAUGUUCACAGUUUACUUGUAUAUUGGCAAUUUUAUCAAGUUCCUUCAUUGUUAAUCUGCAAUUCACAAUUAUAUAUUUUAUAAUUCACGAUACUGGCAAUAUAAAAACCAAGAUGGCACAAAAAACAGAGCGAGUCAUGGCUUUAAAUGUAGAACUACUGUAAACACAGUCUUUCCGAGAUUGACCAUGAGGUUGUUGAGGUGCUCCAGUCUUCUUCAGAAUUUAUUGUUGAAACUAUAGGCAAUGUAGUGUGCAUUGGGAGAAUGCUUCUGCGUAGCUCUAGUCUUUCAAUCUUCUUGGUGAAAUUGAGGAAAAUGAUGACAGGAAUUAAGAGAUGGUAAUCCUACAUUCUUUUAGCAUUGAAAUAAUGUGCUCAUUAUUAAUAGCCUGUUCCAGGUGUUCAGAAUGUGGUUCAGGGUUUUAGUGGCGGGAUUCCAAUGUAAAGGAGGGGGAAUAUUUGACUGUCUCGUCACCCUUCCCUUUUGUAAAAUUGAAAAAUUAAUUGAAUUUACGGGCAUGAUAUGUGUAGUGCCAAGAAUCUUUGCCAUCAUUUGCCUUCACAGGGUGUAAAAACUAAAAAAUGAAAGCAAAAACAAGAAUCAAAUCAAUCUUAACCCAAACUCAACUCCAACUCAACUCAGACUUGUAACUUGGUCAUUAUCCUAUCUACUUAUGCAACACACCUCCAUAAAGAUGGAGCUUUAAAUAUAAUUAUUUUUAGUGUAUAAAAAAUUAUCUCAUCAUUCAUCUGACUCCAGCUAAAUGUUUGCUUUAUCAUCAAGGUUCAUCUCACACACGUGACCUGCACUUCAGUUGCCCUGAUAGGUCAAUUACUAGAUCAGUUAUUAUCAUAUAUUAAAAUUCACACUUGACUGCUCAAGACUUGGGGAAAUAAAACAAAUAAAGUGUACCACGAGUUCUAGAGAUAAAUGAAACGUUUCCAUUAAUAUAUUUCCCCUUUCCUGAAUUAUGGUAUACCAUAAAAUGCAUUUAAAUGCAAUUUAAAGGAUUUAACAACUAAGAGCACCUUAAGUGCCUGAGGUCAGCAGUCUUUGGCAUGCACAUGCCCAGUAGCUAGCUAAAUCAAUCAUGUUAUUCAUUGGCACAUUCAGUUUUUCCUUUGGGCUGGGUUCUUUCAGCCAUUUCCCCCUCCUCCUCCCCCUAGGCUGUGUUGUUUUUUCUCCACCUUUCCUUUCAUGUGGGGGCUCAUGGCAGGGUUACACUGUUGUGCCAAUCAUGGGGGCAUUAUUUCAAUGUAGGGGCUGGCUGCCAAUAGUGGAAGCCGCUGGAUACUCAAGGCACCCAACCUCCAUUUUAGCGAUGCAGUUGUUAAAUUCCAAAAAUAAGCCCCUCUUUUUAUAAUCCCCCCAAACUCAUAGCGCAAAAAAAUCCUCUGGUAAAUUGCCCCUUCAAAUAUAAGCCCCCAGGGGCUUGUACUUGGAAAUUGGCCUCAAAUACAAAGUAAAACAAAGAAAAACGUUAAAUUUCCUUCCAAGAAGGCUAGCCCAAUCGAUUUUGAAAUGCAGAUUUCCCUCUGUACAUAAGCCCCUCAAAAAAGGGAAUUUUAUGGUAUUUUGUAAAACUUAUAUUCUAAUUUUGCCCUUGUGUUUUUUUUUUCAUCAUCUGGUUUUAUUUUCUGGAGUUUUGAUGUUCUCAUGCAUACCAUUUAUUUCUUGUAAUAUUUCUUAUUCUUUCAGAGCUGACAAACCAUGGACUAGAUUAACACCAGAAGACAAGGUAAUCCUUUUUUAUUUAUUAUUUGUUCAGCUGUUCUGCUUUGCUAACAGGUUUUCUUAGAACUUAUGGGACUGAUGUUUGAUUAUAUUAUUGACAUAAAUCUGUCCUUUCUAGGCUGCCAUUAGGAAAGAACUCAAUGAAUUUAAAAGUAAAGAAAUGGAGGUUCAUGAGGACAGUAAACAAUAUACAAGGUAA
Porites evermanni is the source of this 24218-nucleotide messenger RNA. Lineage: Eukaryota; Metazoa; Cnidaria; Anthozoa; Scleractinia; Poritidae. The record is from the annotation of a GenBank genome assembly.